Messenger RNA from Poecilia latipinna (sailfin molly), 4260 nucleotides. It is a transcript of the gene epx, whose product is annotated as eosinophil peroxidase. Lineage: Eukaryota; Metazoa; Chordata; Actinopteri; Cyprinodontiformes; Poeciliidae. The coding region runs from base 198 to 2834 and encodes 878 amino acids. Gene Ontology annotation, biological process: response to oxidative stress. Gene Ontology annotation, molecular function: calcium ion binding; heme binding; peroxidase activity. The transcript has 17 exons. The record is from RefSeq and is a predicted model, not a curated record.
CCGGCGUUUGAUGUUGCCUGGCUGUCACCAGGGGCAGCGAUAAGGGGAUUCUGCACAUACCUGUUAUCUCCGCUGCCUGUGUGUCCGCGACACUAUAACACCCGAUGCCUCUGAGGACGAGUACGAGUGAGGUCUGCUGUGAUCACAACUCAUUUUCCAAGCAUUGUUGAGAUUUGACGACUUACAGAACGCCCAUAAUGUCAGCAUCUCUAAUUGGACUUGCUCUUGUCCUGGUCGCCUUUCCGGACCACACUGUGAUGAGCACAGCAUUUGGCAACAGCUCAGAAACUGCAUAUUUGGGUUCACCGUACGUCCGUCGGGCUCUUCAGAGAGCCAUUGAGCUGACUGAUGCUGCUUAUGUCCACACGUCUGAGAGGGUGAAGAAGUCUUUUUCUGAAGGUGCCCUGAAACCCAGUGACCUGCUGGCCCAGUUCAAACAGAUUGAAGCCAGAACCCGGACUCACAUUCGAGCUGCUGAGCUGCUGGACAACACGGUGGAGCUGAUCCGAGAGAUGGUCUACACCAACACCAUGAUGCAGCCCAAGCCGUAUGAGCUUUUGAGUGAAGGAGACGUGGAAAAUCUGCUGCAGAUGACGGGCUGCUCCGCUGAGCUGCACAGCCUCAGCUGUCAGACAGACUGCAUGUCUGAGCGCUACAGGUCCAUCACAGGCGAAUGCAACAACAGACAACAUCCGAGAUGGGGCGCUGCAAACAUCCCAUAUUCCCGCUGGCUGCCUCCAGAAUAUGAGGAUGUGUGGGGGACGCCCAGAGGCUGGGACCCUGAACACACCUACCAUAAUAUCAGCCUGCCUCCUGUGAGGCUCGUGUCGCAGGAAGUGCUGUUUACUCACAACGAUAAAAUCUCUGUGGACUCCACUCUGUCCCACCUGCUGGUGGACUGGGGUCAGUGGAUAGACCACGACCUGGUGCUGACCCCUCAGAGCCCCAGCACGUCCGUCUUCAAGACGGGCGCCGACUGCGCCCGCAGCUGCAGCCGGGACUCGCCCUGCUUCCCCAUUCAGAUUCCGCUAUCCGAUCCUCGCAGCGGCAUCCAGAGCUGUAUGCCUUUCUUCCGUUCCGCUCCCAGCUGUGAUGACGGAGUCCUGCCUCCUCGCCAGCGGGAGCAGCUCAACGCCAUCACCUCCUUCGUAGACGCCAGCAUGGUGUACGGCAGCUCCCCCGGAUUGGCCUCGGCUCUCAGGAACCACUCGUCUCCUCUGGGCUCCAUGGCCCUCAACUCCCGGCACUGGGAUGAGGAGCUGCCAUACAUGCCAUUCCUGCCCCGGGUCCAGGCUCACCUUGACCCCUGCGGCCCCCGUAACUUCUCUGCCGCUGGGGAGUUGAGCAGAUCGGCACUCAGGGAGAACACCACUUCAUGCUUUCACGCCGGGGAUUCAAGAGUCAAUGAACAUCUGGGACUGAUUGUGCUGCACACACUCUUUCUGAGAGAGCACAACCGGCUGGUGAAGGAGCUGCACCAGCUCAACCCUCACUGGAGUCCGGAGACCCUCUAUCAGGAGGCCAGGAAGAUAAUCGGAGCCAUCCACCAGAUCCUAACCUGGGAGCACUACCUGCCUCGGGUGCUUGGUGAGAGCGCCACAUCCCAGCUGAUGCCCCCCUACCAGAGCUACGAUCCAGACGUUGACCCGAGCAUCGCCAACACGUUUGCUACGGCGGCGUUCCGUUUUGCUCACGUCACCAUUCAGCCAGUAGUGACGCGUCUGGGUCCAGGUUACACCUUUAACCCCGGGUAUCCCCCUCUGCCUCUGCAUCACUCUCUGUUCGCUUCGUGGAGGGUCGUACAGGAAGGUGGCAUCGACCCAGUGCUGCGAGGCAUGCUGCUGUCUCCCGCCAAGCUGCAGACUGCAGGUCAGAUGAUGGUGGAGGAGCUCACAGAAAGGCUGUUUCAGGCACAGGGGGGGAUGCCUCUGGACCUCGGGGCCCUGAACCUGCAGAGGGGCCGGGACCACGGCCUGCCCGGGUAUGGUGCAUGGCGCCAGUUCUGUAAUCUCUCUGUUCCCAACACGAUGUCAGAUCUGGCCGAAAUUUUGGGGAACUUCACUUUGGCUCGUAAAUUCGAGCUUUUAUACGGAACCCCGCAUAACAUCGACGUGUGGGUCGGGGCCAUAUCUGAGCCGGCACUGCCCGGAGGACGAGUGGGACCGCUCCUGUCCUGCCUCCUGACCAGACAGUUCAGAGCACUGAGAGACGGCGACAGGUUCUGGUGGGAGAGAAAUGGAGUUUUCACCAGAACCCAGAGGAGACACCUGCACAACGUCUCACUGUCCCGCAUCAUUUGCGACAACAGCCACAUCAGCCGCGUCCCUGUGGACCCGUUUUCACGCAGCGAGAGCCCUGAAGACAUGCUGGCCUGUUCCCACCCGCUCAUCCCCCAUCUCGACCUCGGCCCCUGGAAAGAGCCUGACACGGAUCCCAUUUGCGGCCCGAUACCCAGGAUUCACUCUGGCUACUCUCUGCUCUGCAACUCCACGAUCCUUUAUCAGUGUCAGGUUGGAUUCAGGCUGCUGGGCUCUGCAUCCAUCAGCUGUGACGCAGAGAGCCAGAAGUGGAGCUCGCCGCCUCCAACGUGUCGAGAUAUUAAUGAGUGUGAGGAUCUGAUUUCUUCUUGUCCACAACAUCUGGAAUGCUUUAACACGGCAGGCUCCUUCGUUUGCUCAGAGCGCUCCCCGCUGUCUGCGGUCUCCAUCGUGGCUGCAGUGAUGGUGGUGAUGGUUGGCGCAGCCGGCCUGCUGCUGCUCCUGUUCUGCUAUCGAAGAUAUUUUCCAAAGUCUGAAGAGUUGAUCUCUGCUGAAUGUAGCCAGGAGAAAAGUUGACCUCUUUUAAUUUGUUUUGAUAUUAAUCUGACUACUCUGAUGGAAAAUUUUUGUCCCAUUUAUAAAUAAUGUUUUCACUAAGUGUCUGAACAAGUUGUCGUUUAAUUGUAAGCCCCUCCCCACGUGUGAUGUCACGUUUUGUCCCCACGUUACGACGGCGUCCAUUCAUAAAACCCCGGGCCAAACUAUUCGUACUCGUCUCCGGCGGUUUGUGUAAACAAGUCACGAAAACAGAAGCCGUUUUAAUCCGGAAACUGGAAACCUUACAGGAGUGAUUGCUCCAAAAACAGAUUUCCUAGUCUUAGUGUGACUGAGCCUGCUUACCGCUUACAAACCUGUUGGGCAACCGUGGGGCCAGAGUGUUUUCCUGUCAGGCUGACCGGAGAGAAGAGGCGGCCUGACACCUCACGGCACCACAAACAUGUCCGCCAUAUUGUCCACGCUUGACUAUGGAGCUAACCAAUUCACCACUUUGUAUGUCAUUUUUGCAUUAUUUAUUUAACCAACAGAAUUUUGGACAAAGGAAUACUUAUAAUCAAACUGAGACAGUUACUAGUUACAUUUACUUGAGUUACUUUUUGGUAAAACUUCACAUGAAGUAUUGCUUUUGGGAACAGCUUAACUUCUUAUUCUUGAGUAAUAAUACAGUGUUGCUUAAAAUUUAUUUUGAAAUCAUUUGUAUCAAUUUUUUGCACAUAACUUUAUAUCUUUGACAUUUUGAAUCAGAUGUUACUCAGUACUUGAGCAGCGUUUUUACUAAAUACUUCCUUACUGUUCAGUAAUAUUCUUGGACGGCGACAUUUUACUUUUACUUGAGGGCAAUUUUUGGCUACUCUACCCUCCUUUUCAAGCUGUUGAGGUGAAACUACACCUUAAUGUUUCUAUGACGCGAUAUUUAAACACUCCUUGUAGGUGGAGUAAGGAAGGUGGGGUCAAGAUUAAGUCGCUGUACUUAAAAGAGGUGAACCUGCAAUUACUUAUUGAGAUUCUAUGUUACACUAUGAAUCAAUGUCCAGAAUGGAGACAUUUUUCCUUUUUAUGCUCACAGUACAUACGUAGUUAUUUUUUGUGAGAAAACAUUUGAAAUCAAAUUUGAAAGUUUAUGGUUUUGACAAAUUUUCUGGCCAAAAUUCUAGACUUUUCUAAAGAUUUCCAGAGCUUGAGGCAAAUCAUUUGCACUUACCUCAAAAUAUAAAAUACGACAGGGCUCCUGUGAAUUUAGGGUAAAUGUUUCUACAGCUUUAGCAUCUAAUGGAAAUAUCUAUAUAAGAAGGAAACAAGGAGGGACACAAGAAAUAAGUGGAGGUAGAAAAUAAGAAGCAGAACCAGGACAAAAAAAAUUAAAAGGAUAGAAAGGUGCAGGGAAGAAGGAAGGACGGCCGGUCGAAAGGAAGGAAGGAAAGAGGAGGGUGGAGAGGCAGGUAAG